This is a messenger RNA of Alexandromys fortis (reed vole), 3174 nucleotides long. RefSeq names its product ankyrin repeat and SOCS box containing 4 (gene Asb4). The transcript is spliced from 5 exons. Gene Ontology annotation, biological process: intracellular signal transduction. The coding region runs from base 1 to 1293 and encodes 430 amino acids. The record is from RefSeq and is a predicted model, not a curated record. Gene Ontology annotation, molecular function: protein binding. NCBI's taxonomy places the organism in Eukaryota, Metazoa, Chordata, Mammalia, Rodentia, Cricetidae.
AUGGCGCAGAGGACGGACGGCAUCAUCACCCCUUCCAGCAAAGCUGGAGCUGCCAAGUUAGUUAAGAAAAAUUUCUUGGAGGCAAUAAAGUCAAAUGACUUCAGAAAACUGGAGACUAUUUUAAUCCAGAGGCAAUUAGAUGUGGACACAGUGUUUGAAGUUGAAGAUGAGAAUAUGAUUUUGGCAUCUUACAAACAAGGCUAUUGGUUGCCCAGUUAUAAGCUGAAGUCUUCCUGGGCAACCGGCCUGCACCUCGCGGUCUUGUUCGGCCAUGUGGAAACCCUGACGGUACUGCUGGACCACAAUGCUACCAUCAACUGCCGGCCGAACGGGAAGACCCCUCUGCACGUGGCUUGUGAAAUGGCCCACCUCGAGUGCGUGAAGGUGCUCUGUGACCGCGGUGCCAAGCUCAACUGCUACUCCCUGAGCGGUCACACUGCUCUGCACUUCUGUACCACACCGGACUCCAUCCUCUGUGCCAAGCAGUUGGUGCGGCGAGGUGCAAACGUGAACAUGAAAACCAACAACCAGGAUGAGGAGACACCCUUGCACACGGCUGCCCACUUUGGCCUGUCCGAGCUGGUGGCCUUCUAUGUGGAGAAUGGGGCCAUCGUCGACAGCCUGAACGCCCACAUGGAGACCCCGCUGGCCAUCGCCACAUACUGGGCCCUCCGCUUCAAGGAGCAGGAGUACAGCAGGGAGCACCACCUCAUCUGCCGCAAGCUGCUGGACAACAACGCCGAGGUCAACGCCCGUGACGACGACUUCAAGUCCCCUCUGCACAAGGCUGCAUGGAAUUGCGACCACGUGCUCAUGCACAUGAUGCUGGAGGCGGGCGCCGAGGCCAACAUGAUGGAUAUCAAUGGCUGCGCGGCCAUCCAGUACGUGCUGAAGGUCACCUCCGUGCGCCCUGCUGCACAGCCUGAGCUCUGCUACCAGCUGCUGCUCAACUACGGGGCUGCGAGGAUCUACCCCCCACAGUUCCACAAGGUGAUCCAGGCUUGCCACUCUUGUCCCAAAGCCAUUGAAGUUGUGGUCAAUGCCUACGAGCACAUCAGGUGGAACAUGAAGUGGAGGAGAGCUAUUCCCGACGACGUGCUGGAGAAACACUGGGAUUUCUACCACUCUCUCUUCAAGGUGUGCUGCAACACUCCCCGGACCCUCAUGCAUCUAUCGAGAUGUGCCAUCCGGAAGGCGUUGAAUGAGAGAUGCCACAACGCAAUUCCUCUGCUGUCCCUCCCCUUGCCAUUGAAGAAGUACUUGCUUUUGGAGCCAGAGGGAAUCAUUUAUUAAGUCUUAGGAGACAACAGUUCCCAAUCCUAGAUGUUUAAGUGGGCUUGCUGGGUAGGCACAGUUUGCAGAUAUAAAAUGGUACUUGGGUUGAUUAUAUCACUUUAGGGCUUACAGAACACUUUACACACAACAUGUCAUUAAUCCUAGAGUAGCAUGCUGCGGGAAAAUAAGCAAGUCAAGUUAAGGAAUUUUCAAAGACAUGACUGCAUUUAGAAGGCAGGCACCGACAUAGCAGUGAUAGCGUGUAUAGCGACAGCUUUUAUUAGAUAUCCUGAUGUGUUUUGUGAAUCUUCCACACAUGAUCUUAUCUGAAAAGGGACCCACAUUUUCUUACAAACUAAUCUCAUUCUCCACAUUGUCAGUAAUAGGUUUACAUGACUUUUAAUUUGCAGUGUAUCAGGUUUUGUGAAUGGCUUCUUGAGCUUGCUGUCUCCUGCCGAUGAGCAGUGCGCAGACAUCACUGUUACUAGUGUUAGAAAUGCCUCCUCUCCAAAUUAAGGUCAUCCACCUUCUUUUGGUGAUAAAAGCACAGGAGUGCAAUGGGAACAAGAAAGAAAUGGGAGAGAGAGCGCAGUUCACUGAAUAGUCAAGGAAUAGACAUUUCAAUUUGAGCACACUCACUGAGCCGGAUCCUGGAGCCCACAGAUGAGCCGACAAGGACUUCUGUCCUCCAGGGUCAUAUCUUUAAAAGAGGAUCCAGACGUCCAAGCAGGUGACUGCAGUGUGAGGUGGCGGGGCGAGAGUACAGGUGCAGACCCGUAUCUAGCGCUUACCUUUCUGGCACGUGCUUUUGAGCUUGAAGCGUGGGCUUUCUUUUCCUUUGAGCCAUGAAGACAACGCAUGGAGAGUUAUGUAGAGGGACCUGCUACUGUUCACGUAAAUGUCUUUGAGUUUCUCCAUAUAAUCCAGUCAGGUUUUAUUUUGUAUGGUUUCCUACUUAAUACCUUCACAGACUCUGAGAAAGAUAUUCUAUGCCCCGGAUCCCACUAGGAUGAGAAAGAAGUUUAGAGAAGUGGGCAAAGGCACGCGUGAAAAAAAGAACUUAGCUGAUUUUCUUGUCUUCUCAAGGAUUAGACUGAUAUUUCAGAGCAUUGUAGCUGAUAGAUAAGAAACCUGCAUUUUAACAAUGGCUCCCGUUGACUAUAAGCAGAAAGACCUUGAAAUGGCGAAUCUUUAAGAAGCAUAGAAAGAAACAUGUUGUUUAAGACUUAGUGUUCCCUAAUAGAAUCCUGCUGAUAGGCUGCUUGGAAAACUCUGCUUCACACAUUUGCUUCUCACUGAUGGAGUUAGAUUAGUUUAUUGUCUCUGGGCACUGAUUCUGUAGCAGUUAAAGUAGUAGUAAACUGUAGACUUUGUGCCUACUGUCGUGGGCAGACUUUAAUUUGUGUGUGGCCUUGUUCCUUGUGUGUUGUGGGACCUGUGGUGUUGACUAGAGACGAUGUAGCUCCCCACUUAGCUUUGUGAAUUGAAACCCCCACUUCCAGUGUUGUGUAGAAAAACCUGUAGGUGGAUGUGGUCAUAUUUUUGAAGUUGCAGUUUAGCUAAGCUAAUUUCAGAAAAAAAUAUAUUCUGAAUAAAACAAGAUCUCUAUCGCAGGACAUAAUGUUCAAUUUGUAGGUGACACAUAAGAAAUGAACCGAGUGUUCUUUAGAACAUAACCCAGAAUAUUCAAAGGAUUGGACUUUUCUCUUCAUCACCAGGAACACUCUGGUUGAAAAGUCUGUGGUAGACUUAUUGGUAACAGGUAAAGCGGGACUGAGGACAAUCAGGAACGGUGUUCCUCACAUAGAGAGAUGGAAGGGUUUGUCACCGUGUUGCUGUGUUGGAAUGUUUGCCUCAGUUGAGCAUAGAAUACGUGGCUACUCGUUUUGAAUUGCUCGU